GCUGCAGUAAGCAUUACUGUUUAUUCAAGUCUAACAUUUUCUUUUCAGCUCUCAUUUAAAAAUUAUUCAUUAAAACAUUAUUCUCUAAACGGUUUCCUUUUUAUCUUGUUCUCUUAAAUGCUUCAAGAAACUGAACUCAGAAAAGUAACAAUAGAGAAGGGUCCAUGUGACACCCUUGGUAUCAGCUUAGCUGGAGGAGUGGGCAGUCUCCAUGGCAACACACCUCUUUUUAUUGCUUCUAUGGAUACCAAUGGGCUGGCUGCUAAAACAGAGAAAUUAGAGACAGGAGACAGGAUCAUCAGCAUCAAUGAUGUGUCCACAGAGGGAAUUACUCCUGAGCACGCUGAAGACCUGCUGAAGAACGCAACCGGAACCAUCAGUCUGCUGGUACUGUCACACAGCUGUAAAUAG
This is a messenger RNA of Cyprinodon variegatus (sheepshead minnow), 411 nucleotides long. Its product is annotated as multiple PDZ domain protein-like. Gene Ontology annotation, molecular function: protein binding. The transcript has 3 exons. The coding region runs from base 118 to 411 and encodes 97 amino acids. Lineage: Eukaryota; Metazoa; Chordata; Actinopteri; Cyprinodontiformes; Cyprinodontidae. The record is from RefSeq and is a predicted model, not a curated record.